Molecule: messenger RNA, 1125 nt
Organism: Chara braunii
Lineage: Eukaryota; Viridiplantae; Streptophyta; Charophyceae; Charales; Characeae
Source: the annotation of a GenBank genome assembly
ACGGUUCCCCAACUGGGUGGAAAUGGGAAAGUAACGGGGAGCCGGAAUGGGCAAUGCGGCCCCCAAACACAUGGACCCCCCCGACUCUGGUGGAGGAGAAGGUGCAGCAGACAUGGGCAACCCUCCCGCAUGACAGCCAGGAAAACUCGAGCUGGAAGAUAGUGGGUAGGAAGGGAGGAAAAGGAGGGAAAGAGGUUUGGGUUCAGAAACAGCAGGAGCCGCCCGACCAGAGGCAAAAAGAAAAUGAGAGGUGCUGCACCGCCCCAGGGCCGGCGGCAGAGCAGUAUAUCCACAAAGAAGGAGAGGCGGAAGUGGAGUCAAGGGGCAUUCAGGUCCUUCUCGAAGACAGUCUAGCGGAACAAAAAGAACAGUUGGAAGCAGGAAUACGCACACAAGGGGGAGUAUUAGGACAGGAAGCAUCUAACCCCCCGGCACGAUUGGGACAGAUGGGUGUAGAGGAGGGGCGAGAGAAACAAAUGGAGGACGGGGGAAUGGAGGUAGAGCGAUUAGGAGGGGAAAAGAUGGAGUGCUUCCGGGAGACAGCAGAAACUGACCCCUUCCAUGCGGCGUUCAGUUCAGAGCCAAUGGACGUUGAUCCUCUUUCGGUCAACGCCAGUACGACACCGGAGGGGCUGGUCCCAGAGUGUGUUCUGCGGGAGGAAGAGGAGGGGGCGCCACCACAACACCUGCCCAAGGAACAAAAACUGGUGGCCAUCGCUGAUUGGUUGAUGAGGAACCUGAAAGCGAAAUACGGCCCCUUCACGGAUGACAUUUGGGACAGGACUUACCUGGAACUGUUCUCCAUGCUUGAUAUGAGCGCCUCGCUCAAGAACGUGCUGGAAAACGGGCUGCAAUCAAGGGUGAAGUGGUCGGAAGCUUGGCACCGAUUGACCACAAUGGUGUUUGCACGAUUCCAACUGCCACAUGCAACAACAGCAAAGGAGACAGAGCAGGACAUGGCAGUGGAUGAGUGGAACAACCCCCCGGCCCUGCACCAUCCGACUUUGCCACCGGACCCGGACCCCCCAGACCGGGAGGAGAAUGCCCCGCUGUCGGUGCGAAUACCCUUACAAGGGUAUCCGCCCUGGUUUUUGUAGGCGACAUAAUAGUUUUGGUUUAAAGUCU